Messenger RNA from Lactuca saligna, 2190 nucleotides. The record is from the annotation of a GenBank genome assembly. Lineage: Eukaryota; Viridiplantae; Streptophyta; Magnoliopsida; Asterales; Asteraceae.
AUGCGUAAUGGGUUGACACCACUGAAAAACGAUGAUGACUACAGGAGGUUUCUUGAUGCUGCACAUGGUAACGAAGGAAAGAUUAAUGUAUAUAUUGAUCACUACAACGAUUCGGUGCUUGACUGGAUAGAGGAAGAAAAGGAAGAAAAAAGUGUUGAUAGUGAAAGCUCUGAUGAAGAUAAAGACUCGGUCAUGUCUGAUGCUCUAUCUGUUGAUCAUGAACCCGAUGAAGAGAUAAUGGAACCAAAGAAGCAACCAAUUUAUUUUUUUCAUGACUCAACUCAGAAAUGGGAUACAAUGCAACCCAUCCUUGGUAUGAGGUUUUGUAACCCUCAUGAACUUAAACAGCUUGUCUCAAACUAUGCAGUAGCAAAUGGUUUUAACCUUUGGUAUGAAAAAAAUGAUAAAACUAGGUUGCUAGUCAGGUGUCGUAAAACUAGUGAAGGAAAGGCAGCAUGUCCUUUUAGACUAUGGCUACUUGGAUGGGGCAGUGAAAAGUCAUUCCAAAUUAAGUCCUUACGUAAUGAGCAUAACUGUGCUAGAACCUUCAAGUUUGGGUCAGUUGUUACUUACUCAUGGAUAGGGAAACAUUUUGUUAAUGAUAUUUUAGAAAAUCCCAAAAUGAGUUGUAGGGAAAUGAGGGAUAAAGUUGGGGAAAUUUUCAAUGUGAAGGUUAGUGUUGGACAAUGCAGGAAUGCAAAGAAGUUUGCACUUAAUGAGAUCGAAGGCAGUUUGAACACACAUUAUGAAAAAUUAUGGAGUUAUGGAGCUGAGAUAUUAAGAGCUAAUCCAGGGUCAACAAUGAAAAUUGGGACGGAUACAAUGCCUGAUUACACAAUUUAUUUUUCUAGGAUGUAUGUUUGUAUCAAAGGUGUAAAGGAUGGUUGGAUUGAAGGAUGCAGGAGGGUUAUAGGUGUAGAUGGUUGCUUUUUAAAAGGUAUUUGCAGAGGUGAGCUUCUUUCAGCUAUAGGUAGAGACGCUAACAACCAUAUUUACCCCAUUGCUUGGGCAGUAGUUGCAGUUGAGAACAAAGAAACUUGGAAGUGGUUUCUAAACUUACUACUUAAGGACAUUAACAUGGGAAAUGGGGCAGGAUUAACCUUACUUUCUGACCAACACAAGGGUCUUAUUGAGGCUGUUAAAGAAAGAGUACCAGAUGCUGAGCAUAGGCAAUGUGCUAGGCACGUCUAUGCUAAUUUCAAGAAAAAAUUUAAGGGUGUUGCAUAUAGGAAGAUUUUUUGGAGGGCUGCAAAGGCCACAACUGUGCAGAGGUCUUGUGAUGCCAUUGAGAAUGGUAUUUGUGAAUCUUUUAAUGCUGCAAUUGUGCAUGCUAGGAAAAAGUCGAUUAUAACAAUGUUAGAGGAAAUUAGGAGGUUUGUGAUGGAUAGGAUGUAUUGUAAAAGAUUAAAGGGACAGAAAUGGAAUCUAGCCAUAUGUCCAUCUAUUAGAAAGAAAAUAGUGGAUAAGAGGAAACAUCUAAGGUAUUGGUAUGUCAUUCCCAGUGGAGUGCAACAAUUUGAGGUGAGGUCAAUACAUGAGGUUUAUGUUGUGUACUUGAACCAAAGAACAUGUGCAUGUAGAGGAUGGAAACUAAGCGGUAUACCAUGUAUACAUGCUAUGGAUGCUAUUAGUUAUCUAAAUGAGAAUGUGGAAGACUAUGUGGCGACUUGGUUCACAACAGAAAUGUUUGGAAAUUGCUAUAAGUAUACAAUUAAUCCUUUAAAUGGAAGUGAAAUGUGGUCAUCUUGGGAAGGUCAACCUAUGUUGCCCCCGAAACGUAAAAGAUUACCUGGCAGACCUAAAGUCAACAGGAAGAAGGCUGCUUUAGAAAAAGAAGGUCGUCAUACUAUUAGCAAGAAAGGGGCUAUUACAAAAUGCAGCAUCUGUAGAGAACCAGGACACAACAAAAUAACAUGUCCACUGUCCAAAGAAGGACCAAGUACUAAAGCCAAAAAGAAGAAGGGUAAACAUGUUCCUGAUGUUGAGGAUGAGUCUGAAUUUGAGAUUGAAGAGAUGGAUGAAGGACAAGUUGAUGAACAAGUUGUUGAAGCUGCUGUUGAGCCUGCUGUUGAAGCUGUUGUUGAACCUGAUCAGGAACAAGUUCAUGAACCUGAUCAGGAACAAGUUCAUGGACCUGUUGUUGAGGAACCUGUUGCACAACCCGUUGUUGAAGUUGAACAAAGAGCAUAA